CGUAGACGUCCUAAUCAACCAGGCGUUCCAUGCAUUUUGAUCAGCUGGUUAGCUUAUUAGACCCAGGACUUCCAAGAAGCGAGUCGCACGGACGUUGGUGGCCAUUUUGAGCAGAAACCUCUUCCUUCAACCUCAACAUGGGUAAAAUGAAGAAGACGAAGAAGUUUGCUGCGGUGAAACGAAUGAUUUCACCGAAGGAUAUGAGAAUAAAAGAAAAUCAAGAAAAAGAAGAAGCGAAAAGGAAGAAGAAAGAAGACGAGCAAACUCGCCACGUGGAACAAUCAUCAUCUGCCUUGUUCUUUCAAUACAACACUCAACUUGGGCCUCCAUAUUAUAUACUGGUGGACACUAAUUUUAUAAACUUCUCCAUAAAGAAUAAACUGGAGAUUGUGAAGUCUAUGAUGGAUUGUCUAUAUGCAAAAUGUGUUCCAUGCAUUACUGACUGUGUAAUGGCAGAGUUAGAAAAACUGGGUCCAAAGUAUAGAGUGGCACUUAGAAUGGCCAAAGAUCCUCGUUUUGAACGCUUGCCUUGUAUGCACAAAGGAACUUAUGCUGAUAACUGCAUAGUAAACAGAAUACAACAGCACAAAUGUUAUAUUGUGGCCACAUGUGACAGAGAUCUGAAAAGAAGAAUACGCAAGGUUCCAGGAGUCCCCAUCAUGUACAUUUCUCAACACAAGUACACAAUUGAAAGAAUGCCUGAUGCAUAUGGAGCACCAAGAGUAUAGGCAGACAGGGUGUUUUGAGAACAUUCUCGUGUGGUCUACGAGAUGUCACCUCUUUGAAAGACGUGUCGGAAUUACAAGUCAGAAGAUGUGCGCAUUCUGACGAUGUGAAGCUAUGCGUGAAGGAAUAGAGUAAAGGACAGUCACCUACAUGUCUGCUAUGUUCAACCAGCUAUAAAAAAUAUUGGAGAACGUUAAGUUUAUCUUAAAGAAUCGUGAACCAUAAACUUUGGAAGAGUCUGGUUAUCUUUAAUCUCUCUUUUCGUGAAUAUUCAUGGCACCCUAUUGGUAGCGAAUGAAAUUGAAAUGGUUAUUGGUGACUUAGCAUGUUUUCUUUUGUGAAAGAUUCAUUAAAUUAACUUCUUCUGUGACCAGCUGAAGUUAUAGCAAUCUCAGAACUCACUUUAUUGAUUGGACAGAUGUAAAACAAAGCCAUUGUUGUUGGUUACUUUUGAACAAAGAAAGUAAAAUUUGAAUAAAAGACCUAAUUAAUGUUGAUAGUACUAGUUUUUAAAAGAACUUUAGUUUUCUGGCAAAAAGAUUGCAAAAAAGUAGAAAUGAAUAUGAGAUGCUGAAGAUCUAAUAAAAACAAUACAACAUUAAAAGGUAAAUUUGAUUAAAGAGAAAGAAAUAAAAACUGGACUUGUCCUAUUAUAAUUC
Molecule: messenger RNA, 1385 nt
Organism: Pocillopora verrucosa
Lineage: Eukaryota; Metazoa; Cnidaria; Anthozoa; Scleractinia; Pocilloporidae
Product: rRNA-processing protein FCF1 homolog
Cellular component (GO): nucleolus; small-subunit processome
Source: RefSeq, a predicted model, not a curated record